GCCCAUAACCGGGAGAGAGGCCCGCGACUAUUUCGGUGCGUGGACAGAUCGCGAGUCGAAGGCCUACCCGAAGCCACCAGGGCGCGGCAAAAUCGUGGAGAUAAAGCCCGAGAUGCGUGCCAUUGAGUUCGAGCGUCGAGCCGCCAUGAGUGGCUCGGACGAGAUCGAUGUGAAGACGAAGGCUCUCAAGAUCUCGGAGACGGAG
Messenger RNA from Symbiodinium sp. CCMP2456, 205 nucleotides. The record is from the annotation of a GenBank genome assembly. Lineage: Eukaryota; Dinophyceae; Suessiales; Symbiodiniaceae.